CUCUAUUCUAUAUUUAUGCUUAGAAUAUAGAAUAUAUUUAUGCAGUAAACUGUCUAGCAAAUCUGAUCAGAAUUUGCCAUGUUUGCAUCCGCUACAAAGUUUCUACAGAAGCUCUAGAGCAAUAUAUUAUGCUCGGUAUGGUUUAAGUGUUUCAGUAUCAAUGAUUUGUACAUUAGUGAUACACUUUUUGUUGAGUUUGUCAAUUUGAUUCUGAUAUUUCUCAAUGAAUCAAGUUGUAUUCUUUUCUUUGCUUGUCAGUGUUUUGGUUCAAGUCUUGGUGAAAACGUUUCCGCGGAAAAUAUCCUCAAGUGCAGGGGAUCUUCUUAGUUGUUCAUAUGCGGUACUUGACAAGACAAACUCGAUUGACGGAACAGUUCCAGAAGAAGUUAUGUUUCAGAGUGAGGUGAAGAAGUUACAACAGGAGCAGUUCAGGCCAGCAGAGCAAGUUUCAAUUUCAUCACAAGAGAUGCUGCAGUACAUCGUCUUGGAGUGAAACAUGAUCUUACUUGAGCGAUCUAUUGUACCAGCAAGACCUCUAAAACAGCUUUGCCUUCCAUUUUAUUCUUUUGUGCACCAACAUCUUUGCCUUCCAAAUGCACGUUUCUUCACUCUCUUUUUUUUGUCCUGAUCCAUAUUAUCAUCAUUAUUUCCCGAACAUACAAAAUGUUACCAAGUAAUCAAUUAGUUGUAUCUUGUAAGCUUUCGUUCCUUGUUCAUGAUCCAAUUUUUGUAACCGUCACAAAAAUGAGCAAGUAAUUCUCAAUGUACAUGAAAUGGUUUUGUUCAACUGAAACUUCAAGUUUUUUCAGCUUGAUUAAAAAGCUUCUUAAGAACUCAAGUUUGUAAUUCUAUGAACGCUUUUAUAUGUCAACCACGAAGCUCCACUAGCCACAACAACUACAUCACGAAUGA
Messenger RNA from Brassica napus (rape), 912 nucleotides. Its product is annotated as rRNA 2'-O-methyltransferase fibrillarin-like. The coding region runs from base 224 to 493 and encodes 89 amino acids. The transcript has 3 exons. Lineage: Eukaryota; Viridiplantae; Streptophyta; Magnoliopsida; Brassicales; Brassicaceae. The record is from RefSeq and is a predicted model, not a curated record.